This is a messenger RNA of Candidozyma haemuli, 471 nucleotides long. It is a transcript of the gene PAM18, whose product is annotated as Pam18p. Gene Ontology annotation, molecular function: ATPase activator activity. Gene Ontology annotation, biological process: protein import into mitochondrial matrix. Gene Ontology annotation, cellular component: PAM complex, Tim23 associated import motor. Lineage: Eukaryota; Fungi; Ascomycota; Pichiomycetes; Serinales; Metschnikowiaceae. The transcript has a single exon. The record is from RefSeq and is a predicted model, not a curated record. The coding region runs from base 1 to 471 and encodes 156 amino acids.
AUGAACGCCUCGACACUACAACCUCCACCUGACCAGCAACAGCAGCAGGGUCAGCCGGUUUACCAGCAACCAACAUACACUGGUCAGUUGCAAAAGAAGAAGGCUCCUGAAGGCUCUGCAGAGUGGUACUUCGACAGGACAUGUGACUGGAUGGGAGACCACCCAUGGCUCACAGGUCUUGGAGCUUUCGGUUUGGCUUACGUUGCCGCCGGUAUGUUCAAAUCGAACCAGCCAGGUUUGAACGGUAAAGCAUUUGUCAAGGGCUCGUUUGGCCCCAAGAUGUCCGCCAAGGAAGCUCUACAGAUCUUGAACUUGAAAGAAACCAACUUGUCCAAGGCCAGGUUGAAGGAACAGCAUAGAAAGUUGAUGAUGGCAAACCAUCCAGAUAAAGGAGGAUCUUCCUUUUUGGCUACAAAGGUCAACGAGGCCAAGGACUUCUUGGAGAAGAGAGGCGGCAUGAAGGAUAAAUAA